Diatraea saccharalis (sugarcane borer) is the source of this 3280-nucleotide messenger RNA. The record is from the annotation of a GenBank genome assembly. NCBI's taxonomy places the organism in Eukaryota, Metazoa, Arthropoda, Insecta, Lepidoptera, Crambidae.
AUGCCCCGAAGGAGCAAGUGGAUGCAUCUCGUGGCGGGCGUCGCCGCCGGGAUCACCUUUGGUAUCUUCCUGAAGCUGUGCUUAAGACCUUCCUCUAGAACAUCCAUAGAAUCUUGUCCGGAGGCAGCGAGAUCACGUAUGGGUCCUGACCCCCUCACUUUAAUAAACUUGCAGUCAAACGAAACUGUGGAAAAUUCAAAUAGAACUUUAGUUUUCGUCGGUGUUAUGACAGCAGAACAGUAUUUAGACACACGUGCGAAGGCCGUAUAUGAAACUUGGGGGCAGGACCUUCCCGGUCGGAUCGCUUUCUUCAGCUCGGAGGUGUCGCGUGCGCCUGGUUUGCCUCUGGUUCCAUUGCGGGGCGUAGACGACAGUUAUCCUCCACAAAAGAAAUCCUUCAUGAUGUUGCUAUACAUGUAUGAGAAAUACGGCGAUAGGUUCGAGUGGUUCAUGCGUGCUGAUGAUGACGUUUACGUUAGAGGUGAUAAAUUGGGCGAGUUUUUGCGUUCAGUGGACAGUCGGAAGCCUCAAUUUAUCGGUCAGGCUGGACGUGGGACCACGGCGGAAAGGGACGCUCUAGCAUUAGAUUAUAAUGAAAACUUUUGUAUGGGUGGUCCUGGGGUGUUGUUCUCUCGCGAAACUUUGAGGAGAGUAGCUCCUCAUGUGAAGUAUUGUUUGAAACAUUUAUAUACGACUCAUGAGGAUGUGGAGCUGGGGAGAUGUGUCGCCAAGUUUGCUGGUGUGUCGUGCACGUGGAGCUACGAUAUGCAAACUAUACUUCAUCACAACAGUAGCGGAGCGGCCGCAUACACCGGCAGGUUAAAGAAGCGUGAGGUGCAUCGCGCUAUCACCUUACAUCCAGUUAAGGACCAUCAGCAAUUGUAUCGUCUGCAUUCAUAUUUUAUGAAUCUUCGAAUUCAGGAGUUACGGGAAAGGUCUCUAGAUCUACACCGAGAUAUUGCAAUAGCAAUGCGUGAGCUUCACGUGCCACCAGAAGAGGUUGCAGACUUCAAGCUUCCAGGGGGUGUCCCAUUGUUUCCUGCAAAAGUGGGAGAACCUGGAUACUUAGGAGACAAUAAUAUUUUAGGAGCCCCAAUAGAUUUCAACCGGUAUAAGCCUGAUAACAAAGAGGACAUAAUCCCCUUUGAUUUUAUCAGCAAGUCAAUUUACUCCAUCAGUAAUGCAAAUCCCAAAAGAAGAAUUGAAGGUCCACUCAGGGAAGCCAUUGAUGACGUCAUCAGGGAGGUGAUGGAGAUAAUUAACGCGCCGUCUCGUCAGCGCGGGCGCGUGAUCGACUUCAACGAGCUUCUGUACGGGUACACGCGGCUGCAGCCGCUGCACGGCGCUGAUCACGUGCUGGACCUGCUGCUAAAGUACCGGCGCUACCGUGGCAAGAAGAUGACUGCCGCUGUACGCAGGCACGCCUAUCUGCAACAGUCAUUCACCGGAAUCGAUAUACGGGAAUUGCCCUUGGGUGAACCACCGCCGGUCGAAGAUCCAGAGAUUUUGAGCAAAGUAGACAUCAACGACUAUGAUGACUUCGAUGAAUUAAGUCAACGACAGCAAAAUAGCUUCUUAGAUUUUGGCAAGCUGAACUUUAAGGAGGCAAUAGGGAACGGCCUUGAGAAGCUGCACAAAAAUUUGCCGAAAGUUUUUAAAUGGGGCGAUGCCAGCUCCGAAGAAUAUCCUAUUUCAGACAGAAGAAUAUAUUUCGUACUUCCUUUAGCUGGAAGGCAAGAGGUGUUCGGUCGAUUUAUGAAAAAUUACGAGGAUAUCGUGUUGAAAAGUAAUGAGGCCGUGUCAUUGAUAGUGGUGCUAUAUCUAGAUAUUAAGAGCCCCACGGAUUACCAAAAUUCUCAGAGUUUGAUCAGUUACUAUAAAGAUUUAUAUGCUAAAGAUAUAAAAGUAGUUACGAUGGGUUCUACACCAUUUUCACGUGGCGCCGCAUUGACUGAAGGAAUUAAAGUUGUUCCCGAAGACGGCUUAGCAUUCUUUAUAGACGUCGAUAUGAUGUUUAACUUUAUUUCUUUGAGGAGAGUAAGAAUUAACACAAUUAAAUAUAAUCAAGUAUAUUUCCCAAUAGUGUUCAGUGAAUACAAUCCUGAAGUUGUGAAUGGUGAAGACUUUAAUAAAUUCAAAGACGAAAAUCUCGUUAUAAAUACUGAUUUAGGUAGAUACGUAAUGUCAUCUGAAACUGAAGUGAAAUCAGACAGAGAAUUAGCCAAUAUGAAGUACAGCAAAGAGAUAACUGACGAUUACGGUUAUUUUAGGCAAUACGGUUUUGGUAUCUUAAGUAUAUAUAAAUGUGAUUUCCUUAGAGUUGGUGGUUUUGAUUUAAAUAUCAAAGGUUGGGGUUUGGAAGAUGUUCAAUUGUUUGAAACGCUCAUAAAGUCAAAUCUUACAGUGUAUAGAAUUGCUGACAAUAGUUUGGUGCAUAUAUUUCACUCAGUGGACUGUGAUAAGAAUUUAGAGAAGAGUCAGUUCCUGAUGUGUUUAGGAACGAAGGCUUCUACAUUUGGUAGUGAGAAGCAUAUGAUGUAUUAUAUGCUCAAUCAUCCGGAGGUUCUGUGGCCUAAUGAAGGGCAAAAGAAGGGUGCUAGCUAGUACAGGGUUAUGUCUAGGUUAAUAUUUCACAUUUUUUACGUUUUUUUUAAUCACGUCAGUUAACUUUGUGGAUCAAAUCUAGGUAUGUAGGCAAAUCGUGGUUAACUGGUUUUUUUUUAUCUUAUUCACACCUUAUUGGGUACCAUACGAUUAACAUCAUACAAUUUAUUUUUUACAUAUCGACUUCAAUAUUUCCAUUUUAUACGAUACAUUUCUUUUUUAUGUAACUUUGAAUGCAUAAUGUUUUAAAUCGUAAGGUGCUUUGUUUUAGAAAGAAGUGGAUUGUGUAAAAAGCAUUUAUAAAUAUUUUAUUUUGUAGUUGUUGUAAUUUGUUUGUAUAUUAUCGUUUUGUUCCUAAUAUCAGCACGGACAGCAAAAUAGCUGAACGUUUUGUGUGAUAUGUCAUAUAUUUUUGGUAUUUGAUUGUAAUUGCGUAGAAAAAUAUUACCUACAAUAAAAUUUUCAGUUAAUUAAAAUUAAAAUACUUUGACAUGGGGCUAAACUGUUCAGUUAUAUUUUAUGCUGUUUGUACAUAGUCAUUAAGUUAGUUUUAAAGUUAAUUGGCUUGGCUUUAUUUUGUAUUUGGUUGAUGGUCUUAGAAUUUGUUUGAGUUAAUAUGAAUUUUUCACUUCUUUGAACGAUCUACCUUAAUAUUUACGUCAGGUUAUAAGAAACU